Messenger RNA from Trichomycterus rosablanca, 1528 nucleotides. Its product is annotated as protein lifeguard 1. Gene Ontology annotation, biological process: negative regulation of apoptotic signaling pathway. The transcript has 7 exons. The coding region runs from base 60 to 1082 and encodes 340 amino acids. The record is from RefSeq and is a predicted model, not a curated record. Gene Ontology annotation, cellular component: endoplasmic reticulum; Golgi apparatus. NCBI's taxonomy places the organism in Eukaryota, Metazoa, Chordata, Actinopteri, Siluriformes, Trichomycteridae.
GUGGUGUGUUCACAAAAUUAUCGGAUCUAAACCAGGAGCACAAAACACAAAACAGCAGGAUGACGGACGUGAAGACUCAGCCCCCGAAUCUUGAGCAGGUGCAGGAAGUACCCAGUGCGUCGGUGUAUGACCCGCCCCCUUACCCCGCCGGAUCCAUCCCCAUGUACCCGCCGCCUCACCCAGCCGGACCCGUCGCCACGUAUCCCCCACCCUACCCCAGCGGACCUGACGCGGUGCAGGCACUCCCUCCCUACAUGCCCCCUCCCAACACUUAUGCACCUCCUGUUUACCCCCCUUACCCCCCAGUACAGGGUGGGGAGGCGUUUCCUCCUGCACAGGACGGCUUUGAGGAUGGCAAACCAGUGGAACAAGUAAUUGAGAGUCCGGAGAGUCCUCCUCUGUAUGUUGAAUCGGCAUUCGAGGAUAAAACUGUACGAAGAGCUUUUAUCAGAAAGGUGUUCAGCGUGGUCACCAUGCAGCUGCUGGUCACCUUCUCCGUGGUCAGUAUUUUCACUUUUUCGGAGACGGUGAAGAAGGCCGUGCAGUCGAACAUCUGGAUCUACCUCAGUUCCUACAUCAUCUUCAUGGUGGUGGCCCUGGCUUUGUCAUUCUCCUCCACCCUCUGCCGCAAACACCCGUGGAACAUGAUCUCCCUGUCGGUGGUAACGCUGAGUUUAUCAUACAUGGUUGGAACUGUUGCGUCGUUCCACAACACCACGGCUGUGAUCAUCGCUAUGGGAUCCACACUCAUCAUCUCCUUCACCAUCAUCAUCUUCUCUGCUCAGACCCGUGUGGAUUUCACCCUGUGUAACGGGAUUCUGCUGGUCCUGGCCAUGGACCUGAUCAUGUUCGGCUUCUUCAGCAUCUUUUAUUACUCCAGCAUCCUGCAGAUCAUCUACGGCUCUCUGGGAGCUCUGCUCUACGCUGUGUUCUUGGCGGUGGAUUGUCAGUUGGUGAUGGGUCGAGAGAAAUACGCCCUGAAUCCUGAGGAGUACGUCUUCGCCUCUUUAAUCAUCUACCUGGACAUCAUCAUGAUCUUCCUCUACAUCCUCAUGCUACUGGGCGGGAGCUCAAACAGCUAAAUUCUGACGCAGAGCAGCAGCAGCGUGGAACUUCUGUCCAAACGUACACAUAACUGACUGAACUUAUACAACUGGGUGUCCCACAAGGCUCGAUAUUAGGCCUGUUUUUGUUUUCUCUAACGCCAAUGUGAAUCAUGUCAAAUAUAAGUCUGAUGGACUGUACGGUGUAAUGCUAAGUACUGUAUCGCUAAGCUUUUCGCUAAUGUUAUUAGAAUUCGGUGACGUAGCUCAAGCCGCCGGAAGCCUUUUGAAAAGCAGCUUUAGCGCCACCAAGCGAUAAGCAGAAACGAUUUCUUUCUAUUACAUUUAUUGUAAAGCGAACCGUGAUCAAAGCUUCUCCUGUAAAUCGUCUCAUUUUCCGUCAUUUGCUUUAUUUAUUGUAAUAAAUGUUUUAAAAUUUAAAUAAAGAUGCAAAAGAAAUUAAAAUUUGGGAUAAAAAACAUAAA